Aplosporella prunicola CBS 121167 is the source of this 578-nucleotide messenger RNA. RefSeq lists its product as uncharacterized. Gene Ontology annotation, biological process: vacuolar acidification; proton transmembrane transport. The transcript is spliced from 3 exons. The coding region runs from base 57 to 293 and encodes 78 amino acids. Gene Ontology annotation, molecular function: proton-transporting ATPase activity, rotational mechanism. Gene Ontology annotation, cellular component: vacuolar proton-transporting V-type ATPase, V0 domain. NCBI's taxonomy places the organism in Eukaryota, Fungi, Ascomycota, Dothideomycetes, Botryosphaeriales, Aplosporellaceae. The record is from RefSeq and is a predicted model, not a curated record.
CCAAGUACCAACGCAUCCCCAAGCCGCCAUCAACACCAAACCCAAAUCUGAGCAAGAUGGCAAACGGCUGGAGCGUCAUCAUCGGCCUCGUCUUCAUUAUCGCUUUCAGCGCCGUCUCCUGGUUCGCGAGCCCCAAGGGCGACACUCAGACCAUAUGGCGUUCCACCCUCAUUCUCUCCGCCUGGUCAUGCUAUCUCAUGUGGGCCAUUACGUUCCUCGCCCAGUGGCACCCGCUCAUCAACCCCCGCCGCUCCGACUUGAGGCCUGAGCAUGAUAGCGCAGUGAGAUUCUAAGGGAAGAGGUUCAUCCUUGAGGCUUGGAAUGAACUCGACGACAUCAGGGCAUGGUUAAAUGGACUAGCAAGUCACGGUGGUAUGGGACAAGGAAGCUGUAGAUAAUAGGACAGUGACGGAUGGACGGCAAAGAAUAGCGUUCCGUCGCAUGUGGCGCUGUUCCAAUAGUUCCUCAACCCCCGUUAUACAGGCUAGGCAAGGCGUUUUGGGAAUAUGCUGAGUUACACAAUGAGCAUUUGCGAUCACGCAUUGAAGCCAAGCACAGAAGCAAACUUGCAGAUAUCU